AUGGGAUGGCAGGAUGACUGGGUGUGGGUGGCCCCAAUUAAGGAUUUGGGUGAAGCAAACGGAGAUAUCUCCUUGGUGGCUUGCUUUUGCUCUCCAAAAAUAUCGGUUGUGUGGAUAUGUCGGACUCUGGGUGGCACUUCACACAGAGGAAGAGGAGAUCAAUUCAGUUACCAGGUCUCUUGGUCGUUACCCCACUUUGUCAUCUCAAACCCAUUAAGGUACCUUGGUCUGUUUGUCAAAGCACGGCCGACAAUGUCAUUUGUUACCACGUCAUAA
Messenger RNA from Colletotrichum lupini, 276 nucleotides. RefSeq lists its product as uncharacterized. The transcript is spliced from 2 exons. The record is from RefSeq and is a predicted model, not a curated record. NCBI's taxonomy places the organism in Eukaryota, Fungi, Ascomycota, Sordariomycetes, Glomerellales, Glomerellaceae. Bases 1 to 276 code for a protein of 91 amino acids.